Peronospora farinosa is the source of this 1086-nucleotide messenger RNA. Lineage: Eukaryota; Oomycota; Peronosporomycetes; Peronosporales; Peronosporaceae. The record is from the annotation of a GenBank genome assembly.
AUGGGCGUCACCAGGAGCUACCGCGAGCGCCAAUCCAAGGAUAUGGACCUGCAAAUUGCUGCAACGCCUCGCUUAAACGACAGCGAUGACGAAGAAGAAUACAGCUUGUGCUCGUAUGAGCCCAUCGACCUGCUUCAGGACGCUGGCAUUAACACGAUAGAUAUUGCGAAACUUAAGAAUGGUGGUUUUGCAACGAUCGGACAGCUCUUUCAAGUUUCCCAGAGGAAAUUGUUGGACGUGAAGGGGAUCAGCGAGUCUAAAAUGGACAAGCUUCUUCAAGCAGGCAGAAAGCUAAUGCCCGAAAAGAGCGGGUUCGUCUCGGCCAACACACUCUACUUGCAAAGUCUACGCAAAGUUUUCAUCACCACAGGAUCAAAGCAGUUCGACCAAAUUCUGGGGGGUGGCUUGGAAACUAUGUCCGUUACAGAGGUCCACGGUGAAUUUCGUACAGGAAAAACACAAUUGUGCCAUACGCUCUGCGUGACAGCGCAAUUACCCCGUUCACGAGGUGGAGGGGCUGGAAAAGUCGCUUUUGUCGACACGGAAGGAACAUUUCGGCCGAAUCGCGUCGCCGAGAUUGCAAAGGAACGAUACAACCUGGAUCCACAGGAUGUUCUUGACAACAUCAUUGUAGCAAGGGCUCAUAGCCACGAUGCUCAGAUGGAUUUCGUCAUUAAACUUGGCGUUAUUUUCGCGGAUCCUGACCAGGGUCCCUUUCGUCUGUUGAUCAUUGACUCGGUGACAGCGUUAUUUCGCUCAGAUUUUUCUGGAAAAGUGGAGCUUAGUGAAAGACAACAGCGACUCAACCAACAUCUUGUUCGGCUUGUAAAGCACGCCGAGGAAUUUAAUAUCGCGGUUCUUGUGGUAAACCAAGUGAUGGCUGACCCGGGAGCUAAUGUGAUGUUUGGGUCCGCGAUUAAGCCUGUCGGUGGUCAUGUGAUGUCACAUGGAGUUCACACGCGUAUACUGAUGAAGAAGGGGCGAGCUGACAAUCGCAUCUGCAAAAUCAUCGACAGUCCAUGCAUGCCCGAAGCUGAGUGCUCCAUCCAGCUAUACACGGGUGGAAUCACGGACUCAAACGACUAG